AACAGAAUACAUCCUCCACUUCUGAUGAAAGCACUGUAUCUACAGUAGGACAUGCAUUUAAGAUGUUUGGAGGCUAUUUUUCCAGUUUUGGCCUGGUGAAAAAGUUAUUGUCUGCUGGCCUGAAUUGUACAAACAACUUGUAUUUAUGCACCAAACCAAUAGUUUGUUCAAUCCUCUUAAAUCACAUGACUCUUCUCAUAGUGAUGGUGAGCUCUGUGAUGAACUUAGGAACAUUUUAUUGACAUUUCUGUGGGAUAUCAAAGGUUAUCUGAUUGCCAGUAAAUGGAGUUAAUAUUGUUUUCUUAUUGCAUAAUCAGCCUUGAUUCAAAGGGGGUGUUAGAAAUUGUCAGGUCACAAAUAAAUAUCAGUCCAGCAGCCAGGGGGAUCGAAUAAGUCAGGGGUAGAUAACGGAGAGACUCUUUUUCUUUUAACUAACUUGAAGAUUUUUAUCCGACAUGCUCUGGUUUCUUUUGCUGUUCUGUGGCUUGUCUUUGGCUGAGGAGGGUGCCAAUGAUCCUGAAACACAGUCAUGCUUUCCUGACAUGUGUAAUCUCCUGAAAGAGGUUGGUGCCAUGUCAGAAAAAAUCAAAUCUUUGGAAACCAGGCUGCAGGACAGUGAAACCAGGCUGCAGGUCAGUGAAACCAAGCUGCAGAACAGUGAAACCAAGCUGCAGAACAGUGAAACCAGGCUGCAGAACAGUGAAAGUCAAAUUCUGGAACUGAAGAAUAAAGAACGAACCAAGGUGAUCUUCAGUACAGCGGUAGGAGAAGGAAGCAAACACAUUGGACCUUUCACCACAGACACAACUUUAAUCUACAAAACAGUGUUUACAAACAUUGGAAACGGCUACAAUGCAGCCACAGGUAUCUUCACUGCACCUGUUGCAGGUGUUUAUUACUUCACCAUAUUUUUUCAUGCUGGAAAGGAACAUAAGGCAUCUUUGCAUCUCUACAAGAACUCUGAUGCGAAACUCUCUACCCAUGAUCACGCUACAGAGACCGACUUUGCUGAUAAUGGAGGAAACGCAGGGUAUCUUCAUCUACAGCAAGGAGACCAAGUGUAUGUGCGCCUGUUUAAAAAUUCACAUGUUUGGGGAAACGGCGGUUAUACGACUUUUAGUGGUUCUUUGGUCACUCAAAUGUGAGAAUCAAUACUCUAAUUUUCCUUCUUAAAUGUGUCUAUUACCAUUAUCUAUAAAUGUUCUGUUAAUUAUCAAAUAGAAAUUCUGAUUUUGAGAUUAGCUUCAUUUAAUUAAUUAAAAGUUAAUGAAAUCAGAAAUUGCUUGCCCACUCACAUUGGUUGGUUGUAGAGUUGACAUGACUCAGGUUUUGUGAAUCAAAGCGCAGGAUGGUCCAACAUUCAUUUACAAGAUCUCAUCAUUUCUUUAAGGUCAUUUGAAAAACAUAAACAGACUCAAGUCAUAAACUUAAAAAUGUCCUUUUGGUGAAUCAACUUUUUGAUUCACUCUUUUAAAAAGGUCCCAUCUGUAAGAUAUUUACUGAAUUAAAUCAUAAAAUGACCUUACUAUAUGAUCAGACAUUUAAGAAACAUGCUAAGUUGAAGAGCUGGCUUUUCUGUCAACAACGCAGCAGCCAGUAUGUCUUCCUCUAAGUUUAGAUUUCUGUGCGGAAUAGUCUGUUUCUGUUUUGAGGUUAGAACGCAGAAAGGUUUCAAGACCGAUGCAGAGCUGCACCUAAACACUGAAGCUACUGUGUCCAGUAUAUGGCAACCUGCGUAUGCCUUGACUCUAGGGAGGAGGGAGCGAGGCGAGACAGCUCGAUUCAAUGUUUUUAAUUUGAACUGCAAUACCUAUUUUAAACACUAGGUGUCAAAGUUACCUAUUGCUCCUUUAACUUCCUGAUAUGAAAAUCUGCGAUGUAAUUUUGUUACUUACAAUAGAACGAUUCCAUCUUAAUUUGAUAAAAUAUGAAUUUACUCUCUCUGAAUGUGGUCUGCCCUUCAUUUAUUGCCUUGUUACUCUUCCUAUCAUACCUGACUUUCUUUCUUGACA
Molecule: messenger RNA, 2012 nt
Organism: Labrus bergylta (ballan wrasse)
Lineage: Eukaryota; Metazoa; Chordata; Actinopteri; Labriformes; Labridae
Product: caprin-2
Molecular function (GO): protein binding
Source: RefSeq, a predicted model, not a curated record